AUGAUAACUUCAUAUCCUACAACAACUAGUCCCAUAACCUCCGUGGAUUGCGAAAAACAAGUGCGUUCAUGGAGGUUUCUUCGUUCACUUAUGAAACUUCUUAUUCCUCGAUGCAAUUGCAUCUUCGUUGAAGAAGAAAAUGACGAUAGAAAACACAUACCCUACUUCAAACACAACUCAUCAUCAUUAUCAUCAUCAUCCUCAGCUAUAACUAUUACAGGUACAAUCUUUGGUUCGCGUAAAGGAAAAGUCAACUUUUGUAUCCAGUCAAACCCUAAUUCCACAAACCCUAUUCUUCUUCUUGAACUCGCGGUUUCAACUUCCUCACUUGCUCGUGAAAUGCAAAAGGGAGUAGUGAGAAUCGCGCUUGAGAGUAAAACAAACGAUUACUCUUCUUCUUCUUCUUCUUCUUCUUCUUCUUCUUCUUCCGCAUCUCUUUUGUCUAUGCCAAUAUGGAGGAUGUAUUGUAAUGGAAAGAAAGUAGGGUUUGCAGUUAAAAGAAAACCUACAAAAGUUGAUUUGCAAGUUUUGAGACAAAUGGAGUCAAUUAUUGUUGGAGCUGGAAUUAUUCAUGGGAAAAAAGGAGUUAUAAAAAAAGAUAAUGAUGAUGAUGAUAUAAUGUAUCUAAGAGGAAAAUUUGAAAAAGUUCAUGGAUCUAAUGACUCAGAGUCUUUUCAUUUAGUUGAUCCUGAAGAAAAUAUGGGUCAAGAGCUAAGCAUUUUCUUUCUACGCUCUCUUAAUUAA
Solanum verrucosum is the source of this 744-nucleotide messenger RNA. Its product is annotated as protein MIZU-KUSSEI 1-like. The coding region runs from base 1 to 744 and encodes 247 amino acids. The transcript has a single exon. Gene Ontology annotation, biological process: hydrotropism. The record is from RefSeq and is a predicted model, not a curated record. NCBI's taxonomy places the organism in Eukaryota, Viridiplantae, Streptophyta, Magnoliopsida, Solanales, Solanaceae.